ACCAUAUUUUCCUUGACAUUUAUUAAUUCGUUAAACCACUUCGGCAAUUUCAAUUCUGCAGGCUGCUCCAUUGUCAUUGUCCCUCUCUCUCUCUCUCUCUCUCUCUCUCUCUCUCUCCAGUCUUCGCAGCUACGACUCCUGCGGAUCUCGAUUCUCGGCAAUGGCUUCCAGCCCCGCACUCAACAAGGUCGGAGGCGACGCUACUGUGGCGUCGGAGUCCGUCUCCGAGGAGAAUUCGCCGCCGGCGAAAAAUUCCGUGAAGCAGAACGGCUACGACACCACUAUCAGAAGCCACAGCUCCGGCAGCGGCGACAGGUUUGAGUAUUCCGGCUGGGUUUUUCAUCUCGGUGUGAAUAAAAUUGGGCGCGAGUAUUGCCACUUCCGCUUUCUCAAAAUACGCGGCAAGUAUUUGGAGAUGUACAAACGCGAUCCUCAUGACAAUCCCGGCACUAAACCUAUUCGAAGGGGUGUCAUAGGACACACACUUAUGGUAGAGGAAUUGGGUCGACGGAAGGUGAACAAUAUUGAUAUGUAUGCGCUAAGGUUCUACAAUCGUUUGGACGAAGAAAAAAAGGGUGAGAUUGCUUGUACUACAGCUGGUGAUGCCCGAAAAUGGAUGGAAGCAUUUGAUCACGCUAAACAAGUGGUAGAAUACGAGUUAUCAAGAGGUGCUAGUGUGAGAAACAAGCUGAGUAUGGAGGAUGAGUAUGUUAUACCCAAAAAUUUUUAA
Salvia hispanica is the source of this 730-nucleotide messenger RNA. NCBI's taxonomy places the organism in Eukaryota, Viridiplantae, Streptophyta, Magnoliopsida, Lamiales, Lamiaceae. The record is from RefSeq and is a predicted model, not a curated record.